Pseudoliparis swirei is the source of this 4236-nucleotide messenger RNA. RefSeq names its product MON1 secretory trafficking family member Bb (gene mon1bb). The coding region runs from base 1070 to 2914 and encodes 614 amino acids. The record is from RefSeq and is a predicted model, not a curated record. Gene Ontology annotation, biological process: protein targeting to vacuole; vesicle-mediated transport. Lineage: Eukaryota; Metazoa; Chordata; Actinopteri; Perciformes; Liparidae. The transcript has 6 exons.
UUCUUGAGCUAAACUGCACAUUAUAUUAUGGAUCUGCAGUAGUAUUUUGGGAAUGGUUGGCCAGCGCGACGCUUAUUACGUUUAGCUUAAAUCCUGCAUCAGCCAGUACAGCUUGAACAUGUUAUAUUUAAACGUUCGUGUCGCCCCUGACCAACAUAGUAUCUUCACGAACAUACAAGGCACAGUACAGAUACAACACGCUUCUGGAUAAGAUGUGAAAUAACGUAUGUUUUCUUCUUCUCGUAGAGAGCUGUGAGACCACACUGAGCAGCGUACGGACAGCAGAUGGCACACAUAUGGCUAAUUAACUGCUACGUUAGUUGUCAUCAAAAGAAGAACAUGACGUCAUUCCUGUUUCAUAGUUUUAUUAUAUAAAGAAACACGAGCCAUACAUGUCGACUUAAAACCGCUGAAACAUUCUAAACACAUUGUAUAUUUAGCGUAUCCAGCUAAACUGUAAGUUGCGUUGCUAUCUGGAACAUGACAUGAGAGGGCGGGGCUAGCCGUGGCCACCGAGUCCACUGAUUGGUCAGUUUAGCUUGUCAGGAGAGAUUCCGGAUGUCUGCUGUCGUAAGAGGAACGUUUGUUUUCUGCUUCUCAUUCUUGACAGUUUGUUUGCUGCCGGGUUGCUGAUGAAAGUUGAUGCAGUGAAUUAGAUGUGCAACCCUGCGUUUUGACGGUACAACAUCGUAAGUGUCGUUCUUUGUCUUUAUCUCUCUAGUUUUAGCUGACCACGAUUUAUUGCAAGCUUACUGUUAAGUCGAGGCCAUGACAUCUAUCUGUGUGUGUGUCGCUUGCUAGCAGUCAAUGUUAGCAAUGUAACUGCCGCCGGCAUUUACUGAGUUGCAACGGAAUUCACAGUCAAAUGUGUAUCAGGGUGAAACGGUAAGCUUUUUUGAGGUGAUCAAGUUAGCUUCAUAAGUAAAUCAAGCUAUUAUAAACGUUAAUUAGUUCCUGAGUUGUGGCGGGGUCAAAUACUUUCGUCUUUCUGUCCUAUCGACGGUCGAUCCGCCAAACUGCUGGAAGUUGAUUCAGUGUUACAUUCCGGAGUCGAGACUGGGAUGGUAUCAUGGAGAGAGACACUGAUCAAGAAGGAGAGGCACAGGGAGUGAAUAUUUGUGACUCACCUCGUGAGAGCAAUCGACCUGCUGACACCUUGGCGACGUCUCUCUCCCUCUUGGGGAAUCACAUGUUUCCUUAUCCCGUGGAGGGAAACGACAGCAGUACUGUUGACAAACAGGAGCCUGCAGAUUCAAUCCUGUCAGAUGUUACAGCAGAGGAGAAGAGUCUGGAUGCAGAGCACCUGUCUGACCAGGUAACAAAGCUGGAGAUUGAGGAGACAGAGAACUCUGAGUGUCAGAACAAUGCGUCUUCACCGACGCUCGACAAAGAAACCGAGGAUGCUGCCACUGACGAUGACCGGCACGACUCUGGGGAGUUUGUCGUUACAAUGCUGGCGAAGGCCAAGCUGGAGGAGCAAGGAAUAGGUGUGAAGGGAAGGUCAUCCCCCUUGUUGGAGGCGGGCAUCCAGGAAACUCCUGCUUUCAUAUCUCACCGUGAUGAGGAUGUGACAGCUGAAAGCUGGCGGCAGCAUAGGAAGCAUGUUUUUGUGUUGAGUGAAGCAGGCAAACCCAUCUAUUCCCGAUACGGCAGUGAAGAGGCUCUUUCAUCGACAAUGGGAGUCAUGAUGGCGCUGGUUUCCUUUGUUCAAAGUGGAGAUAACAUCAUCCGCUCAGUCUAUUCAGAGGAGCACAUCGUGGUGUUCUUACAGAAAGGGCCCCUAGUGCUGGUGUGUGUCUCUAGCAGUCGUCAGACUGAGCAGCAGCUGCGUGGAGAGCUCCUCUAUGUGUACUACCAGAUCAUCAGCAUGCUCACCCAGGCCAGUAUCUCCCGCAUCUUUGAACACAAGAAAAACUACGACCUGAGGAGACUCCUGGCGGGCUCAGAGAAGAUCCUGGACGGUCUUCUCAACCUCGUCGAUUCUGACCCCAGCUUCCUGCUAGCAGCAGUUCACUGCUUGCCCGUAGCUUGCUCUCUCAGGGACUCUCUCAGCCAGAUCCUGCUGAAAGCAAUCACCCCCAAUCUGGUGUUCUCCAUCCUCAUUGCCAGGAACCAGCUGCUCACCAUUGUCCAAGAAAAGACAGUCAUCGAGGACGCCAGGCUGGAGCCCGCUGAUGUCCACCUCCUGCUCAACCUAAUUGGAGCUUCCUCUGCCUUUCAGGCUGGAGAGAUCUGGACUCCCAUCUGCCUCCCCCUCUUUAAUCCUGACUGUUACUUUUAUGCUUACAUUUCUUACCUGGACCCUCCAGAAUGCACUGUUUGCUUGCUGCUGCUCUCGACAGACAAGGAGGCUUUCUACGCUGUAGCCGACUGCAAGAGGAGGAUAGAGGAGGCCAUGACGGCUCAGAACUCCCUGAGCCUCAUAGCCAAAGUCCAGUCAUACAGCGUGAGCCAGGUGGGCGUCUCAGACCUCAGACACUUCAUGUACAAGCCCUUUGACGUGCCAGACAACUACCGCCAACUAACUCAGUUCACCAGCCCAGAGAUGGAGGCGCCAUACAGCAGUGAAGAGGAAAAAAUGAGACUGCUGGACCUUUAUCGUUAUAUGCACAACCGCAUCCACAGCAACUCGAGACCCCUCAAGCUCAUCUACCAUGUCGCUGAGAGGGAAACUCUGCUGGCCUGGGUCACAAGUAAGUUUGAGCUGUACACCUGCUUCAGUCCUCUGGUGACGAAGGCCUGUGCUAUUACUGCUAUCACUAAGCUGCUACGGUGGAUUAAAAAGGAGGAGGACCGUCUAUUCAUCAGAUAUCCACCAAAGUAUUCAACCACCCCAAACCCCAGCAAGAGCUCUCGGGGCGGGAAAUCUGACCAGCAAGACUCCACAGAUAACGGCUUCUUAUCUCUUCUAUAGGACUCUCUUAGCGCUCAGCCUCAUUCAACAAUAGUUUGUACACUGGUUCCAAGAUAUUUUUGGACCCCCUUUUGACUCUUGUUGGACUUGACAGACAUUGACUUCUGGAAUCCCUACAACACUACUGUUUUACACUAUUUAAGAAGGAAUGAACUCUUUAAAACUAGUAGUAUUUCCUUACCGUAGCUAGAAAGCAUGUCAUUGGUUCACUGCUUUCCAUCAGAAACAGUCAGGGCAAAACAGCGUUAGUACGUUUUAAAUCGAACUGUGGUAGAAAAUAAUUGCAAUGGUAUUUAAAUGUGUGUUUUUAUAUUAUUUUAUUACUGUAACAAGAAGGAAGAUUUCCUCACGGACAGUGAAUGUAUCACAGAGAUGACGGUACAUUCACAUGCUAUAACUAUUCAUGACAGUAAGUUAAGACGAGGUGUGAAAUGCCCUUUCUCAGAUUAGUUCUUUGAUUUCUUUCAUGGAACAAAAACAUCUCGCUGUUACAAAACAGGAUAUGCAAGAAAUGAAUGUAUGUUGACCUUAUGGGCUUAACACGAACUGGAAUAACCAGAACAGGGAUGGGCCGUCACACGGGGCCAAGAACCGGCCUCGGUGAAUGUGGCGGCUCAUCCCUGGGACGGAACUUGAAAACUUGCCGUUUCAUAUCCCGCUCAUGUUUCUCUAUCAAAUUGAAAUAAUCAUCUUUCAUUCAUGCUACAUUGUGUGCAGAAAACAAGUCGUAAAUCCCAGCGCGUUACACCGGAUCUCUUUACAUGAUCGUCAUUCUUCGUGUUGUCAUCCAGUUAAGCUAAGAAGACGCCGCUAAGCUCACCAAGUGUUUCUCUGCAGGUACUUCCAGUACGAUUAUCAGUCGACACUUGAUGUAGUGAUUUCGGGCGACUCAUUAUUUUUGGAUAAUAGUUUUGUAAUAAUUGUCUAUAAACAGUAGCAUCAUCCUUGUGUCCUUUAGUGGAAUUAUUCUGUCAAUUAAAGUCGUAAGAGUAUGUCUAUAGUAUUAUGAAAUAAAUCCCAGGUUGCACAGAUCUACACUUCUGAUUAAUUAGAGAAGUUUGUUGUGAAUGAGCUUCAUUUAUAACCAACCACAACAUUUUUGAAAUAUUUUCAUAUGAGUUUCUUGGGCUACUUAAUUUGGUACUAAUUAUGAAUAAAGGAAAAACAGACAGUUGGUAGACCGCCAGUUAAUUGCUUGAGUUAUUUCUUCUUUUCUUAAGUGCAUGGCAGGUGAGCUUUGGAUGCAAUUAUGGGAAAUGUAUUUAAAAAGGUGAUCAUUCAGUUCUACAAAUAUGAAGAAUAAAGUUUCCAACAGCAAAUGA